Molecule: messenger RNA, 1429 nt
Organism: Elgaria multicarinata webbii
Lineage: Eukaryota; Metazoa; Chordata; Lepidosauria; Squamata; Anguidae
Gene: LYSMD4
Product: LysM domain containing 4
Exons: 3
Coding region: 59-919 (286 amino acids)
Source: RefSeq, a predicted model, not a curated record
CGGGUGAGGCCAAGCAGAGGUGGCUGGAACGGCUGGAAUCCAGAGGCUGCUGCAAACCAUGAGGCUAAACGAAGGGCUGAUCAAGUCCUUCCAAGCUCCUGCCACCGUCCGAAAAUUCCCAAGCAGCCACGUUUACUUGUUCAGAAGCGGACAGUCGGAUUCCGAUGACACAUCAGAAGAGGAACUCGAGGUCAUGGAAUUACGCGCAAGGAGGAACGAGCAACAGCGAAGCGACGUUGACCGGGCGAGAGUUGGGGACGUGGUGCUACUAGAACGAGAAGUCAGAGGAGACGACAACCUCAACAAAUUGGCUCUGCAGUAUGGAUGCAAAGUUGCAGAUAUCAAACGGGUCAAUAACUUUAUCCGAGAGCAAGACUUAUAUGCUCUGAAAUCCAUCAAGAUUCCAGUCAAAGUCAAUGGCCUAUUAACAGAGACCAGUGAAAAUGUGCUGCCUCCACAGUGUGCUGGUCCGUUACCCGCAGAACUGUCUGAAUCCAGUGAUAGAGAGAACAGCUGGUCAGACCACAAGCAAAUCGAUCAGUAUUUCAGAGGGAUCGACCGGAACAUUGAACAGGCAGCUCAGGUGGAGGCCUCUCCAAGCACAGACUAUUGCAUCGAAACGCCAAACGGGUCAACUCCGCAGCAGAAGGAAACCAGGAGCGGAGUGGAUUGCGGGAUCCAGUGGUGGAAUGCAGUCUUCGUUAUGCUCCUUGUAGGAAUCGUUUUGCCAGUGUUUUAUAUCGUCUAUUUUAAGACUCAGGAAUUGGAAGUAGCGACCGAUACGUCCAAUGUGACCGUUGCUGCGAAUAGCUCGUUGCACGGAUUACUGAGAGGAACACCAGUCCACCUUGGGCAGAGCGAACCCCCAUCCGCUGCCCCUUCCCCAAAACCAGUAGCUUUCAUCACAUCAGGGGGAUGAACCAACCCAUUCACACACACACACACACACACAAAAGGGGACAGGAGACUUUUCAGCUUUGAACAUAAGUGUUCUGGAUGAACAGACGACAGCUUUGUUGCGUGUAAAUUGUUGGCACUGAAAAUGGGAAAGAGACCACGGAAAACCAGGGCAAAGUGUGAUGGCAAGCCAGCCACAAACCUGCCUCGAUCAUGUCGGAAGAUGGCGCUGGGGUGGCCCAGUUUUAACAGCAAAAGGGGCGUGCUUUACCCCAUCCCACGGCUUACCUCCUUGUAGAAAAUGCUCACAGGCAUUUCUCUCUUCAGCUGACCUCCGGUAUCAAGUCUCCUCAGCCAGGAAAACAGACAUGAAGAAGAGAUUUCUGCUCUCUGCACCCCUUUUGCUGUUCAGCCAGGAAAACACACUGGAUGAGGCCCUUUUGAGGAAAUGGACCAAGCCAAACACCCAAAGAACUGAGUUUUUUUUUAAAAAAAAUAUAUUGCCAAUUCAUUAAAACUAAUCUUGUCAGUA